AGAGAAGAUCAAAGCGAAGAAGGAAGUUGCUCCCGUCAUAAGCGAUCCUUUCUCUGAACGGGAGCAGCAUCUCGUACUCCACAAGUCAUCUGUAGUAAAUGGAAGGACGUAUCCUGUCUGGUCCGAGUAUGGGCUGUCGCAGUUGGUAGACUUGGCCCAGCCCGAUCUGUCAGACGAACAGAUCAGGCAAUCAGCAUCAUGGCGGAACCCUGCGGCUGAGGGUGACGCGAUCUGCACUUCCGCAGAUUUCCUGCUUCCUGAGGACGUCUCGCAGCAUACCGUAUCCGAUUGUUCGGUCUGCGCGUCGAUAGUUGUAUGCAUUGCUCAUAACAGAGCAUUCAGCACGAAGCUCGGACUUUCCUCUUUGUACCCUCAAGAUAACGCCGGGCUACCAGUGGCAACAAGGGAAGGCACCCAUGCCGUCCGGAUUUUGUUUAACGGGAUAUUCCGGCGAGUUGACAUCGACUCCAGCCUCCCUUGCCACUCGGACGGUCCGAUGUGCAUAUCCACUGGACAAAAACGCGAAAUAUGGCCGGCACUUCUUGAAAAAGCUUACAUGAAGCUCAUGGGGGGCUAUGAGUUUCCAGGAUCACUCUCAAGCACAGAUCUAUAUACACUGGUUGGAUGGAUACCCGAACACGUAGAUAUCGCAAGCCCUCACUUCGAGCGGGAGAAGACAUGGAGCAGACUAUCCAGUGCAUUUCUAGAAGGACGGUGCAUGCUCACUCUUGGUACCGGGUCAGAACUCCGUAACGGUGCUGUCGAGACUAUGGCAUUGCUCCCUGCGCACUCGUAUGCUGUCAUAGAUAUUACGGACAAUGAGGAUGACCGCACGCUGGUUAUCCUUGAUCCAUGGAAGGACUCUGCCGCGCCUCCCGACAUAGAUACCCAGACUGCACAGGAAAUGAUCAAGCUUUCGCUCGACGACAGCGGCAACGACACUUCACGCAUCUUCCGAGUCCCAUGGGACACAGUCUGCACCGUAUUUGACGGCGUUUAUCUCAGCUGGGACCCCAAGAUAUUCUCUCAUCAACUCAGUUUUCACGGGGCCUGGAGGAAAGAUGCGUCGACGCAGGGAGCGCUUCGUAUGCAUACGCGUUCCACAGUUGACAUAAUCCUGACCUCAGCUCUAGCUUCGCAUAUUCAGCUAGGCCUCCGCGUCUCCAGAGAUGAGCUGGGGACCAGAGAAACGGAGGUAUGGCUCUUACUCACUCGCCAUGUCGUCGAUACGAAGCGAAGUGGGGAGUUUAUCUCGUUUUCUGUCCAUGACCAAGGAAGUACGAGCUUGGAAGUCCUGAAGGGCGAAUAUACGAACAACACUCAGGUGUUGGUUCGUGUGCUGGUAUCAGACCCUAGUCUGUCUCUUGUAGCCUCGUAUGACGGCCCAUACGACGACGUUGGAUUCACCGUCAUGGUGUAUUCCUCUUUUCCUGUUUCCUGGAAUACCGAGAUGAAUGUCCUUGCGUAUAGUGAGAAGGUAGCUGGUGCCUUCACGAGCAAGAAUGCAGGCGGAAAUCCUUCGCUCCCAUCUUUCAUGGUCAACCCGCAGUACCAUCUGCGGAUACAUGCGGAUUAUACUGCGCCAAGAGCUGGAAGAGGCAAGAAGGUGCAGAUCAAGCUGUCGCUCCAAGGAGAGAGGCGCAUCCCGUUGAAUAUCCUGGCCAUAUGGUCUCAAGGUCAACGGGUUACUGAUUUCGCUCAGAGCGACGUCGCUAUCAGCUCUGGGGCUUACACCUAUGGUCAUGCGUUUGCGACGAAAGAGGUUCUAGCCGGAGACUAUACCAUGGUCGUCUCUGCAUUUGAUAAUCGACACCUAGGCACAUUUGCGUUCAACAUCGACUGCAGUACUCGGUUUGAUUUAAAGCCAAUACCACAAGAGGGCGCGGGCAUGUUCAGCAAGGUGAUACGCGGAGAAUGGACGACAGAAACAGCCGCAGGCGCGCCGAAAUUUGAACGCUACAAGCAUAACCCCAUCCAUGAACUGAAGCUCCCCUCUCAGUCUCAGGUGCUCAUUCGACUGCAGCUAGCCAAUCCCGGGAUCAUUAUCUCGCUCAAUGUGACGCUAUUCCUGUUAACCAGCGCAAAGUCCCUCGGAUCGCUGGUGGCAACGUCGGGUCCGUACGCCGACUCGGUCUGCGGGGUCGUACUUGGCCCGAUCACCGCUCAAGCUGGCUCGUAUGCAAUCGUGCCGUCCACAUUCAACCCAGGUGUUUGCACGUCAUUCAGGCUGCUUGUAUUCACCUCGUCGUCUGGCACCAGUAUUGCUUCCGUCACGGUGUGUAGGUAGCAUACAUUAUUGUACGGUACCAACGGUGCAAUGUACAUGGUGAAUCGGCUUCUCCUGCUUUUAAGAGAUGC
This is a messenger RNA of Phanerochaete carnosa HHB-10118-sp, 2358 nucleotides long. RefSeq lists its product as uncharacterized. The record is from RefSeq and is a predicted model, not a curated record. Bases 497 to 2287 code for a protein of 596 amino acids. Gene Ontology annotation, molecular function: calcium-dependent cysteine-type endopeptidase activity. NCBI's taxonomy places the organism in Eukaryota, Fungi, Basidiomycota, Agaricomycetes, Polyporales, Phanerochaetaceae. The transcript is spliced from 20 exons. Gene Ontology annotation, biological process: proteolysis.